This is a messenger RNA of Laccaria bicolor S238N-H82, 2763 nucleotides long. RefSeq lists its product as uncharacterized. The record is from RefSeq and is a predicted model, not a curated record. The transcript has 11 exons. NCBI's taxonomy places the organism in Eukaryota, Fungi, Basidiomycota, Agaricomycetes, Agaricales, Hydnangiaceae. Bases 1 to 2763 code for a protein of 920 amino acids.
AUGCUUGGUGAUGCAACCCAAUUGCUGGCUUUGCUCUUAUCUCAAGGUGAAGUUUUCUCGCCUUAUAUUGCAAACAAGCAAACAUGGCUUGAGACAGAUGGGGGAUUUAGAACAUGCCCUCUUGCUUUCCACAACCCAAUCUUCUAUGGAUGGCCUUUGAUGCCGAACCAACGGUGCUGCGCCUCUGCGGAUAAGAACCUCCAAAAACCGUUUGAUGCAAGUUUUCUUCGAUCCAAUCUGACAGGUGCCAUAAUUUUGUUUCACCAUUCACGUCAGGUCGUAACACAAGUGGGCGCAGGCACACAGCUGGGCGCCAAUGCCAACAACACGGCGCAGAUAUCGUCAGGUCGUAACACAAGUGGGCGUGCCCUGCAUCAAGGAUACCAAUCCAAACGGCCUCCUGGACCUGUAUUCUAUACAGGGAAAUACGAGAAGACAACCAGGGGAUACGUCCAGAAGAUCAAAUACUUUACUCCUGAUUCCCUGUUGCAUGCACCGUCAGCGCCAGCUCAGCAUAGCCAGCAAGCCCAAUUCGAUCACGAUGUAGACACAAUGGUCAUUGAUGAGUUUGCUGUCCCUUUUCACCAGAGAACGUCAGGCAAGAGCCAGAACGAUUAUCUGAGAGAAUGGGUUGCCCGCAGGGACAAGCAUCUUGAGGUAACUCUUGUCACAGAGGCCCCACCUCCUGGGAUGGACAGGUAUCGCGAAUUCAGAAGAGUUAGUCGGCAAUGGCGCAAUUUGGAACUUAAAAAAUGCUUUGGUUUUGGACAUGAGCCUAGAAUGCCGAAGGCUGGAGAGAUGGCAUAUGGUUGUGCAUCUUGCGCCCAGCCAGGUGUUAACUUGCCAAUGAACUGGAAAGAGGACCCACAUCCCGAGGUCUUCACACGAUUUCUUUGUGUUGAUGGUAACUUCUCAGCUGAUCACCUGAAGCAACGAAAUGCCAUGGACGAUGUAUGGCUGACCAGUGGGGAAGGAAUGAUGACAGAGAAGGAGGCUUACAAGAAGUACCUGGCGCAGCCCACUGUUACUCGCCAGCAUUUGAUGCUUUUGGGCGCAGAAUCCUACUGCGCCCACUGCCCCUUUCAAAACCUGACUCAUUUGGUUGCCAUCAACAAUGCAAGUCAGAAUCACGCAGGCUGUGAUGCAACUGGCAUUGCGGCAUUUGCCUGCCCCCGAUCAGGCGCCUUCAUUCCAGGCAGCGUUGUUGACUUUCAGAAGGGCGAGCGCCAGCUGAACAUCAACUAUGCUCUUUGUGAGGCGCUGAAGAACAUGGGACUGAAUGGUUUGGACGAUAUCAUGAUCAUAUAUGACGUGAUGUGUCAGUAUCAUGUUAAUCUCUGGGACAGGAUUGCUAACAAUCCAAAUCUUUCCAUCUCUGAGAAGGCUAAUUUGAUCAUGGGAAUUGGUUUAUUUCAUGUCCAUGGUCAUCAGGAUGAGUGCCUCUUCUGGUUGGCGACGUCAUUUAUUCCCGGAGCUGGAAUGGUAGAUGGGGAAAUAUUGGAAAGCCUUUGGGCGCAGCUCAAUGAUAUCUCGAGGAGUACCCGCACGGCCACCCUCGCCCAUUGGGCCAAGGUCUUGGACGACCAUAUGAAUGACAGCAACUGGAAUAAAAUGGUCAACAUUGUCUCCUCAGUCAUUGCCAAGUACAGGAAGGCUGUCGUUGGUCUGGUGGACAGCAAAGACUACUUUGACCAACUGAAUAGUUCGGCAGGCGAACACAACCACACAUGGCAGGCAGAGAUUCGUGCGGCUGAGAGCGAUCGGGCACAAGGAAAUUUGAAGGCGAUGGAUAUUAUGGCGCCAAGAAAUCCACCCAAUUGUCCAGCCCCCCUCACCACCGCUCAAGUCCAAUUAAAGCUGAUGGACCAGGAGCGCCUUUCGAUGGGCAGUACAGGUCAAACAUCUUGGAUUGCAACAGGACUCAAAAUUGAGGAGACACAGAUUGAACUAAGGUUUCUCAUUCGGCGUACUGGAAAAAAACCAACUAUCCUGCAGAAAGUUGACAUUGCUAAGAGGAGGGAAAGGUUAAGAGUGAGAAUCGAUGCUUUCAACAAGACGGGAAUGACCUUUUUAGCAUGGAACCCAGCAUUAAAUGAAAAUCAGCUGUUGCUUCGUGAAGAGUUUGAUAUGGACGAUGUUCUGCAGAUGGACGAUGAUCUGGCCGAGUCAAAUUUCAGUGGCAGCGCGCCUGAUAUCAUGGUGGUCGCCGCCACAAAGGUUGCACAAGCCCAGGCAGCGGCGCUUGCUGCGGCUGAAGCUGUUGAACAUGUGAAACUAGCCUUGCCGUCAGCCAUGGGAGAAGAGCACCUUCAGGCUCAUGGAUUACAACAUUUUUUGUCCAAAGAAUAUCAGUUGCGCCAAGGGCAAGCGAACGAUGCUCUUCAAGGCGUCCGAGUGUCACUGGCGAAUUUGUCUUUUGAAUAUGGAAGAAAGCUUCGAAAAAUCAAAAAAAGUAAAGUCAAGAAAACAAGGGCAUGGGCGACGGUGCACGCUGUUGGGCGAACGCUUCAUCAUCAUCGCCAGAUUUACUCCUAUGCCAUCGAUGCCAUUUCAAGAUUGGGCGACCCAGAGAAGAAGAUAGGGCGCCAGUAUAAACCGCUCUUGAAGGAGGACAUGAAGGCAAAUACUGCGGUAGCAGACCCGAAUGCGCGAGGGCAAAGUAGGGCAAAGCCAGCCUGGUUUUGGAGUUCCAACUUGGCAGGCGAUAUGCAGGACAACGAACGGAUGGUAGAGUGUAAAGCAUCCCUAUACCCUCCUCAGUAG